UCCGGCGGAGGGGAGCGCAGCAUGGCGGCCGUGACUGAGGCUGCGGAGGUGGCCGAGCCCGCACCUGUGCGGACACCCGCGUCAGCGUCGUUUCUGGCCUUGGAGCCACAGCUGCAGCGCGAGUUCCAGAAAAAGGUGCAGCAACAGGGCCGCAAGAAGCGAGGGCCCAAGGAGGAGCUGACGCCGGGCGUAGUGUAUGUGGGACACCUCCCGCGGGGGCUCUGCGAGCCGCAGAUCCGCGAGUACUUCGAGCAGUUUGGGACAGUGACGCGGCUCAGGCUCUCGAGGAGUAAGAAGACGGGAGGUAGCAAAGGCUACGGAUUCAUAGAGUUUGAGUCUGAUGACGUGGCUAAGAUUGUUGCAGACACGAUGAACAACUACCUGUUUUCUGAAAGGCUACUGAAGUGUCAGUUCAUGUCUCCUGAAAGGGUCCAUGAAAACCUCUUCAAAAACAGUAGCAGAAUGUUCCUGAAGCCCUCCCAGCCAGCAGUCAGGCGGUACAAUAAGGUUCGCUCACUGGUGCAGAAGGCAAAGAUGACAAAGCGCCUGCUACGAAAGGAGAAGCUCCUGCGGAAGAGGCUGGCUGAAAAGGGACUCGACUACGACUUCCCAGGAUUUGCUGCGCAGGAGCUUCCCAUAAAGAGAAAUAAAACAUCCAAGAAGUCAAAACUGAACAUUUCUGUGAGCAGCCAGGAUCCUACUCCAGUCUGUACUCCAACAGUGCUCGAGCGCCGGAAAGCUGCUCAGGUGGACGAUGACGCAGAGGACAAUGAAAUAACUCUCAGACUGCCCCCUGCCAGUGUUAAGAAUGCUGUGCAGAGACAAAAGAAGCAGCCAAGGAAAAGACCAAACCUGAAGAAACAGACAUAAAAUUUUGAUGACUGUAGCCAUGUUUUCUCCUCAGCUCAAAAAGUGGCAAGGUGGAACUUCUCAUGGUUCUGCUGCUCUGGCCUGGUUUGCCUUGAGACUGUUUCAGUCUAUCCUAGGCAAGGAAUCUAUUCACAGUCCCCUCUUAAGCCCACCCUGUUCAGCCAUUGGGACCUACAGCCUUCUGCCUUUGAAGAUUCUCUUGACGUUGUGCUCACAAGUGCCCGUGCUGUGACACACCUACAGUCAUGCUACAAUCUUAACUCUGUAACUUGUCUCUAGCACUCACUCUUUUGAAAGAAGGUGUUUGGCUGUGCAUUCAGCACUUGCUGAUGCAGCUUGUAUCUUACAUUUAUAAGUCAUGUCAGGUUAUAAAACAAUUUACAUUUUGAGCUGUGUUGACUGUUGGUGGUGUUUCUUCUCUUGUCUGUGUUUCAGGUGAGUUCUCACAUACUAUUAUGAGGAAUUUUUUUCCCCUCCAGGAAGACAUACCUUGAAUUUCUUCUGUUUAUGAUCAGUCAAGAACUGCCUGUACUGUCCAACUCAGAGGCAGAAUGCUACACUGCCAGAGUACACUAGUGCCUUUCUACCCUGCUUUCAGCAAUGCCUGGGAAACUCAGCCUUUGCUAGGAUGUGGAGUGGUUGCAGAGGAUGUGGAAAGGACUGGGAUUAGAAAGUUGGUGAGAAGAGACAGAUCACUGAAGUGAUUGAAGAUUCCCAUUCCUUUCCCUGUGCAGGUGGAAGGUCUGUAUUGGAGAGUGUAUCCCAUUGUGGAGGAUGUAGGGUGACUUGUGUUGGCUGGUGGUAUAGGCAGAAUCACAGCUAUGCUUGUGUUCCUCAUACACUUAUGGAAAAGGCAUUUCACACUGCUGAGGUUUCAGGUGUGACUGGGCUGACCAGGCAAAGGUAACUUGCUCCUUCUCUGCGAUUUUUUGUGCCAUUAAAGUGCUGUUGCUUGGUUCAGAAAAUGUUCAAGGAACUGCAAAGUGGGGCUGCUUUCAGAGGGUCUUCUUGCUGAACUGUGGAGAGGAGCAAAUUCUGACAACUAGCUUGUGUACAGCUGUUCUCAGAGUGAGCACCUGAAAAUAAACCCAAGAUUUAUUCCAGUGUAACCUGUCAUAGCUGACUGCAGAUAUCCAGUCCAGUUUGAAAAUACAAUUUGACAGUACAGUUAGCAUUUAGAUCUUGCAAAUCUGAGAUCUGCAUAAAUUCCACUUGGGGUUUUGUGGCAUGUACUUAGGUAUGGUCUUUUACUGUCUGAGAUGA
Molecule: messenger RNA, 2133 nt
Organism: Dryobates pubescens (Downy woodpecker)
Lineage: Eukaryota; Metazoa; Chordata; Aves; Piciformes; Picidae
Gene: NIFK
Product: nucleolar protein interacting with the FHA domain of MKI67
Exons: 6
Coding region: 22-870 (282 amino acids)
Biological process (GO): maturation of LSU-rRNA from tricistronic rRNA transcript (SSU-rRNA, 5.8S rRNA, LSU-rRNA)
Cellular component (GO): nucleolus
Molecular function (GO): RNA binding
Source: RefSeq, a predicted model, not a curated record